AUGCUCAAGCAGAUUUUUGACUUCUUUCAGAAUCACCAGGAGGGUGACCACUUGCAGAAAGCCAUAGAGAUCCCAGCUGUGAACUUUGCUGUCAGCGCGGAGCAUGUGCUUACAGCCGGCUCCUUGUCGGAUGCGGCCACUGCACAGCGACCAUGGCGAAGGACAGGGCUGAAGCCCCCCACCCCGGCAGCCCUCGGGGGGCUGCUGGCCCUGGCCCUGCUGGCCCUGGCCCACCUGCCCCCAUCACUGGACCAGUCACCCCACCUGUCACCAACAUCGUUCCCCCCAGGCCCCCAGCAGGAGGUGUCCGUUCCCCUGCCCGGGGGACAAGCCCACAGCGAAAAGUCCCCUGGGCCCCCCACAUGGCUGCCCCGGGACCAGCAGCUCAGCCAGGGCAGGAGGCGACGAAGAGGAGUGGCAGUGGAGGCUCCUCCAUGGCUCUCCAGUGAUGACCUCCAGAAGAUGCAGUUGCUGGCCAGUGGGCAGGUGGUCUCCAAAACCCGUGUCCCAGCCCACGGACAAGUCCUGCGAGUGGGGCUGUGGUCCGUGGGGGACACUGAGGGGGACACCUUGCCAGCCAGCCCGGAGGAGGACUGCCGGGAUGGGCGCUGCGGGCUCAUCAAGCGCCCCGGGGACCUCUAUGAGGUGCUGGCCUUCCACCUGGACAGGGUGCUGGGACUGAACCGCAGCCUGCCCGCCGUGGCCCGGCGCUUCACCAGCCGCCUCCUGCCCUACAGCUACACCAACGGCUCCCUGCGACCCAUCAUCUGGUGGGCGCCCGACCUCCAGCACCUGGAGGAUGCCAACAACGACCAGAACUCCUGCACCCUGGGGUGGCUGCAGUACCAGGAGAUGUUGCGGCCCCGCAGACCGAUGCCGGCGGACGGGGACAGUCCCUGCUCCAGCAUCGCACGUGGCGAGUGGAGCCGCCUGGCCCUCUUCGACUUUCUCCUCCAGGUUCAUGACCGCCUGGACCGUUACUGCUGUGGGUUUCAGCCAGAUCCCUCUGAGCCCUGUGUGGAGGAGAGGCUCCACGAGAAGUGUCGAAACCCAGCAGAGCUGGUCCUGGUCCACAUCCUGGUCCGGAGGAGCUCACCAUCCCGCCUGGUGUUCAUCGACAACGCAGGCAGACCACAACACCCCGAGGAGAAGCUCAACUUCAGACUCCUGCAAGGCAUAGACAGCUUCCCAGCGGCGGCGGUGGCCACGCUGCAGUCAGGCAGGUUGCAGAGCCAACUGCUGGAGUCGCUGCGUGUGGACCGGGACUUCUGGGAGAGCCAGGGGGGCGCUGAGGGCCUGAGACCCCUGCUUCAGACCAUCGACAGGCGGGCACGUGUCCUGCUGAGGUACAUCCAGGAGCACAACCUGAUGGUGUUCGAGGACUCGCUGCGCUGA
Messenger RNA from Charadrius vociferus (killdeer), 1395 nucleotides. RefSeq names its product family with sequence similarity 198, member A (gene GASK1A). Gene Ontology annotation, cellular component: Golgi apparatus. The transcript has 5 exons. NCBI's taxonomy places the organism in Eukaryota, Metazoa, Chordata, Aves, Charadriiformes, Charadriidae. The record is from RefSeq and is a predicted model, not a curated record. Bases 1 to 1395 code for a protein of 464 amino acids.